Gregarina niphandrodes is the source of this 399-nucleotide messenger RNA. RefSeq lists its product as hypothetical. The record is from RefSeq and is a predicted model, not a curated record. NCBI's taxonomy places the organism in Eukaryota, Apicomplexa, Conoidasida, Eugregarinorida, Gregarinidae. Bases 1 to 399 code for a protein of 132 amino acids. The transcript has a single exon.
AUGGGUGCUGCAGGACCGAACCCCGGGCUGGGGCCGAAACGAGCGACUGAUCCGAAGCCGGGACUCGCUGCUGCUGAGCCGGUCGGGAGCGGCAAAGUGGCCGGGAGGGCAGUGGCUGCAGGAAGCGGCGUCGGUGGCGUUAUUCCGGGAGGAAUUAUGCUCGGCGGCAGCGUCGGCAGGGGUAUUGUGGAGGGAGGCAACAAGGGCACUCCGCCCAUGAUCGUGGGCGGCGGAACGACAUUUGGGGCUGGAACAAAGGGCCGGACGACAUUUGGCCGCACGAUUGCGGGGAAUCUCGGCAAACCCGCACCCAUGAAAGGUAAUCCUGCACUCCUCGUCAUGUCAGCAUGCGCGGGUGGCACGAAGUCCGGGGACCGUAUCAACUCUGUAAAAGGAUAA